CUGACAGCUCAGAUCUCAGAGAACUUAGGGGAGAUGAGCGGCUGGUCCAGGGUCUGUGUGCGCUGCUGCUCGGCAUCUGCAUCUUUUACAACGACAACUCGCUGGAAAACUACACCAAAGACAAGCUGAAGCAGCUCAUCGAGAAGCGGAUUGGAAAGGAGAACUUUGUGGAGAAGCUCGGCUUCAUCACCAAACACGAGCUGUACUCGCGGGCGGCCCAGAAGCCUCAGCCUGUGUUCCUGUCUCCGGAGCAGAUGCUCUUCGACCACGAGUUCACCAAGCUGGUCAAAGAGCUGGAGGGUGUGAUCACAAAAGCAGUUCACAAAUCCAGUGAGGAUGAGAAGAAGGAGGAGGAUGUGAAGAAGACUUUAGAACAACAUGAUAAUAUCGUAAUGCGGUACAAGGACCUGAUCCGAGAACAGGAUGCUCAGAUCCAGGAGCUGAAGGAGCAGGUAGGGACCAUGACGUCUCAGAGCGAACAGAUGCAGACGACGGUCACGCAGCAGCUGUCCCAGAUCCAGCAGCACAAAGACCAGUACAACCUCAUCAAGCUCAAACUAGGUAAGGACAGCCAGUCUCAGGCGAACAGCCAGGCCGACUCUCAGGUGAACGGACUGCAGACGGAGGAGCUCUCGCAGCUCAGAGAGGAUCUGGAGGAGCUCCGGCAGCAACACACACUCCUGCAGACACAGCUCAGUGACAAAGACGCUCUCAUCAACACCCUGAGAUCAGAGACAGCAGAAGGUUCGGCAGCAUCAGACAACACAGAAAUGCUCAAGGUGAGAUUCAUCACUGAUACACUGUUUCCCCUUUUAGAAACAUAA
Molecule: messenger RNA, 824 nt
Organism: Notothenia coriiceps (black rockcod)
Lineage: Eukaryota; Metazoa; Chordata; Actinopteri; Perciformes; Nototheniidae
Product: general vesicular transport factor p115-like
Exons: 6
Biological process (GO): endoplasmic reticulum to Golgi vesicle-mediated transport; vesicle fusion with Golgi apparatus; transcytosis
Cellular component (GO): Golgi stack; ER to Golgi transport vesicle membrane; cytoplasm
Source: RefSeq, a predicted model, not a curated record